Molecule: messenger RNA, 3725 nt
Organism: Ostrea edulis (European flat oyster)
Lineage: Eukaryota; Metazoa; Mollusca; Bivalvia; Ostreida; Ostreidae
Product: cell surface hyaluronidase-like
Exons: 24
Coding region: 861-3581 (906 amino acids)
Source: RefSeq, a predicted model, not a curated record
UGAUUGUCCUAAUCGUGCUUGAUGUGAAUUUCUGAUGACCUCGCUAUAUUUUUGACUGGUCACGAUUUUUGUAUUAAUGCUGGAGGGCGGUCUCCCUGCUUGCGUGUGUAUUGGGUAUCGAUUCCAUAUGGCACCUCGUCACGGGUCAGCGAGCACCCAAAUCAUUAAAAUCCCGUGAAAACGGAAAAUCACUUUCAGAAAUCAUACACCAUCGGUCUGAGAAGUUGAGAGGGAUAGAAAACGACUUUGGUGAAAAAAAAAAUUAACCUUCUAAAAACUUCUCUGCGGAGGGUACUUAUAACCAUGUCUUCCGUUCUUCUCCUGUUGGCUUACCUUGGCCUCGCAGCGUCGCAGCUGAAUCCGGAGGUUUGUCCAGACCAACAGUCAGCGACUGUAUCAUACAAACUCUGGUCCUCUGUAGGAAGCUGGACUAGCGGGGCGUUACCUAGUACCGCGGAUGACGUCACUUUACUUUAACCAAUGGCGUCUACCUUCUGGACACGGACGUUGACGUCAGAAGCAUCACCAUCGAGUCGACUGCAACAUUGGUGUUUAAAGACGUGGACCUGGUCGUCCGUACGCGUUACAUCCGUGUUCGCGGGGCGCUUUAUAUCGGAUCUGAGAAGUGUAAACUACAGAGUGUUAUUGAUAUAACCCUUUAUGGUAAUAAGGGCGACGUGGCCAUCUCUAGUUUCGGUGAGAAAUUCAUCGGUGUGGAGAGCGGUGGUGUCCUUCAUAUUCACGGUAGUGACCAGCGGCCAUGGACAAAACUGACCAAGACUGUGCAAAAAUUGAAGGACGGAGAGAUCUCAGAUGUCUAUAACGAUGGAAACAGAACGACAAAAUUCCAGGGAAUCGUGAUGUAUGUUUGGGAUGCAGUUUCUGGCAAGCUUGAAAAAUCGAUUGGCGUGUACGCAGCCGGUCGUAACACCAUCACCGGAUCCGGAAAUCAGUGCGAGGCGGACGAAGACGCAAAGCAGUUAAAGCAAACCCUUGAUAGUGUCAAAGACGGAAAAAUCAUCGGUCUUGCUCUCAGAAAGCAGCUGUUUUACAGUAAAAGAGUGGAUUAUGCCAUGCUCUACGAGUUAUUUGAAAACUUUGCCUUUGGGAAAGUGACCGGAACAAGUGGCCUGCGAAAUCUGAGACUGCAUGAUGCGUGGUCAUUUGUUAUGAGAAAAGGUGAAACCAGCACCUCCCAAGAGCUCUUUAUGAAGGACGAUAAGAAGGUUUUGGAAAGAGCCGCGGAGCUUUAUCACUACGAGAACGGCAUAAAGUUCACCGUCAGGAGCUGGGUGCACACCAUUCGACGCGGUGCCUGCUACUCCCGCGCUAAAAGCGCCAAGGCUGAAAUCGCUGAUCCGAAGUUGUCCCUGACCAAUGACGUCACUUCCUGGCAAGUGGGUGAUGAAGUCGUUCUCCUAUCAACUGAUUACGAUCCCAACCAAGCUGAGGUGACCACCAUUAAGAAGUGUGAUGACUGUGGACCUAAUGAGGCCAGAAUCAACCUGGAACCGAUGUUCGCUCACUUCGGAGAAAUGGUAAAUGGUGUUGAUAUGCGAGGUGAAGUCGCUCUGCUGAGUCGCAACAUAAAAAUCAGAGGUGCCCCCGCUACUAACAGCAAGACUCUUGGAGGACACAUAAAGCUGCUGAAAGGAUUCAAAGAAGCACAGGUGGAGAACGUAGAACUCGUCAACAUGGGGCAGUUGGAUACGCUAGGUAAUUAUCCAUUCCACUGGCACAUGUGUGGUGACGUCAAGAACUCGUACAUCCGGGGCAGUAGUAUCCGGGACUCCAACGCUCGUUGUGUCACUGUGCAUGCCACCAAUGGCGCUAUUGUGGAGAACAAUGUUUGCUUUAAAGCUGUCGGACACGGUUACUUCCUCGAGGAAGGCGGAGAGGUGGAUACAGUAUUUAAUGGAAAUCUAGGAGCGGGGAACACCAGAACGGGAAGUCUGACGAAAACAGACGGGAUGCCCUCAACCUUUUGGAUCACCAAUCCCAAAACGGUUAUGAAAAACAAUGUGGCAGCAGGAAGUGACUACGCCGGGAUCUGGUAUGUUUUCCCGGAAGAACCGAUCGGAGCCUCUUACGGUGUUGUCCAAACCAUGCAGAAGGGCGAGGCUAAACGCACACCUAUAAAAGAGUUCGACAACAAUGUGGCUCACUCCAAUCGCGUGGCCGGUCUCUUCUUUGACAAAAACCUGAAGAACAAUACAGGUUUUGGUUGGGGAACAAGGUACAACCCCCUCAGUGACCCCCUGGAUGAGAACUCUGCCCCCCAGACCGCUGUCUUCACCAGGCUGACCGCGUACAAAAAUGAAAGGUUCAACGGUUGGUUUGAUGCCGCCAAUAUUCACAUAACUCAAUCCUCGUUCUCAGACAGCUUGAUCUCCCUUGCCGUGAGAAGGAGUGCCGAUGGUCCCGAGUGCUUGGUUACCAACAGUGUGUUUAUGGGAGAGUCUAUAAACUUGGGCGAGCCCUCAGUGAUCAGAGGGAACGGCAUGGUCAAGACCUACCCCCGGGCGGUGCCUCUCAAAAUGGCAAACCAGCCUCGACAAGGUUUUGUGUUCUAUGACCGAGCGGUCAGUCUGGAAGAUUCCUGGUUUGGUAACUACGCUAGCACAGAUGACUACAGCGCAGGCGCCAUCGGCUUCGAAAGGAACAACAAGCACCUGGCGACCCACGGCGCCUUCACCAAAGGCCUCCAAUGGGGCUUCAAUGACGCUUCGCAAGGAAACCGAGUGUUUGACGGUAACGCCACUGACCUGGGCUUCUCUGCAUUGGACGGUGAUGAUACCGUGCUCUUCAAAGAUCUUGACGGGUCCACCACAGGAGUAGGAGGACGCGGAAAUUUUGUGGUCAAACCACUUCCAUUCCACCUGACUGAACAGUGCGAGGAAAUUGAUAAUUGGAAAAUGGCGAUAUGUCCACAUCAAUAUGGCCAGGUUCGAACCAAUUUUGAAGGCAAAGUCGCGGACCAGAUAACAGUCACGCGUGAUGACGACAUUGAUGACCCAGUGACUGCAGACAGAAUGUCUUUUGCUCCAUUCCUGGCGAUUCUUGGGGGUACCCACAGCUACCUCGUCAGGUCCAACGCCAAAGUCGCCCCUCGCUGGUGGAGAUUUGAGUUCCUGGGCUUAUCCCUGUCCAAUUCCGCAACGUUUGCCGUCUGUAUUCCACGCCAAUCCACUGCAAAGGUCGCCAUAUUGAAUCUUAAAAGUGGAAAAUGGGAACGAGGCGUAGCCGUGUCUACACAUGAUGAAUUCAAAGCAUCGACGUCUUCUAAGGAUUACUUCAUAGACCCAGAAGUUGGGGCUGUGUUUUUGCGGGCACAGCACAUCCGAGAACGGACAGAUUUGGACCGUGGUGACUGUCUAGACAACAAAUGUCCAUUCGUUGGUCUCAGUAACUCGGACGGCGACAGGUCGGACAUAGACUGCACUGACCGGUUUUACGCAAAGUAUAAAAGAGACGCUGUUGUGCCCGCUCGUAAGAAGAGAGCCACUGCAAAUACGGAUCGAUUUCCCGCCACCAGCGCCACCCCACCCACGAACUGGGGAGCAGGAUCCACAAACCCUUAACGACCAACAUCUUCUUUGUUCUGAACGUUUACUGUAAACACAGAAAAUAAAUGUUGUCAGGAACUGUUUGUGUCAUUAGUACAAUCUCCUUCGUCAUGAAGUUUAACUGUAAAACACAGAAAAUAAAUGUUGUAGUAUCAGGAA